AUGAGCGUGCUGAAGUACGUCAUAGUUGCUUGCAGUACGGCCCGACUCAACUAUGACGUUCUAACUUCGAGACAGCAUUUGCAGAUCACGUGUGACCCGGGGUUACUGGUCAGCGCUGCAAUCUUGAAGAUCUCUAACACUGUCACCAAUGUUGUGUCACAGGUGAGUGAAAAUAACAAAGUCAGUCACUACAUCAUCAACAAGCAGCCAGGCGGUUUUGAAAUUGGCGACCAGGAUUUCGUGGACCUCCCAUCUCUCCUAGACUUCUACAAGAUUCACUACCUGGAUACGACGACGUUGAUGGAACCCUGUCCGAAGAACGCACCGGCCCCGCCCCAGAUCAACACUUCGACGCUUCAGGAGGAACAGGUACGCGCUGUCUACAACUUCCCCGGAAACGAUCAAGAAGACCUUCCCUUCAAAAAGGGCGACAUUCUAACCAUAAUCAAGAAGGUUGAAGAGGAUUGGUGGAUGGCCCGCGACUCGAUGGGAAAGGUGGGCAUGAUCCCUGGGAAGUAUGUCGAGCGGUACACCCCUCCGGGGAAACGGCGCAACAUUCCCGUUAAGGCUCGCGUGAUUCAGCAGAGGAUACCGAACGCUUACGACCAGACUGCGCUGAAGCUCGACGUCGGAGACAUUGUCACAGUCACGAAAAGAAACCUCAACGGCCAAUGGGAGGGGGAACUGGACGUCAAGGUGGGACACUUUCCCUUCACGCACGUGAAAGUCAUCGACCCAAACGACCCAGACGACAACGAGGUACCGUCGUGAAAAACACGGACAUUUAGUCAGAAACUAGAUUCAAAAGUAACGGAACAAAUACAGAAAACAUCAGAUUUGUUGUCCGUGGUACUGAAGAGUCAUCACACGGCAAAACGCUUCCCGAGAUGGAUUUUAUUCUGUAUUUCUGAUAGUUUGAAUGCAAUGCUGUAAUGGCUAACGCACACACCAUGCACGUCAAAAACAUGGAGGUAAAUAAAGAUGAACAUUAGCGUUGUGGUUUACACAUAUCGUCUGUUUCUUUUGAUGACGUUGUAUCCAUACAUUUUCAUGUUCUCAUUUUACAUGGGCCUCAUUACUCUGUCACAGUCUGUGAGACUUCAGUGCAGGCUAUUAAAGCAGAUGAAAUAGAAGGUUUACCCACGCUAUAUUUCUAGAAUUAUCACAAUCAUUACCGAGAAAUGUUGAAUCCCUUGCUAUGGCUCACUCGGCGUGUGCAUCAAAAAACACGUGUACAUAUUGAAAUGACAAUUCCCCAACCGUGACUUCGCCCAGAAAACGAUCUUUGACGUCCCCACUCCGAGACCAACUGGGUUGUACAUGUACAAGCACGGAGAUUCGUGAUCAGUUUUCUGAUUAUGGUACGUGACAAUACUACAUGAUGUCUGACUCAGAAGCAGACAAAAUUGAGACUCUAGAAGGUUUGUAUGUAUAUCAAAGCCUAGGGCUACUCUUCUUUGUACAUGUCUACGAUGAAUGACGAACUAAUGAACUGGUUCUAGGCUUCUUAAACUUUUACUAUGUGUAGUAUAAGUCAAUUAGACUCAGGAUCACACUAAUCUUUAGUGCAUUGUUCAACUAAGAACCAAGCAAACAACAAACGAAACAUGCCUUGUAAUAAACCAGAUCACACGCUA
Branchiostoma floridae (Florida lancelet) is the source of this 1637-nucleotide messenger RNA. RefSeq names its product crk-like protein. The record is from RefSeq and is a predicted model, not a curated record. NCBI's taxonomy places the organism in Eukaryota, Metazoa, Chordata, Leptocardii, Amphioxiformes, Branchiostomatidae. Gene Ontology annotation, molecular function: protein binding.